Molecule: messenger RNA, 1371 nt
Organism: Haemonchus placei
Lineage: Eukaryota; Metazoa; Nematoda; Chromadorea; Rhabditida; Trichostrongylidae
Source: the annotation of a GenBank genome assembly
AUGUCCGAAGGCGGCUAUGAUUCUUUCGAUGACGAGAUCGUUAUCAAGAAUCCCAGUGUGAUAGAUGUUCUUAACAGCUCAGACAGUUGCGAUGACUCUCUGCCACCCACGCCUCCUCCAGCUGAAGGCGUUCAUGCUCUGCCUGGACGUAGUCUUCCUCCAAAUGAUGAUGACGAGUUCAGCGAUCCACCACCAACUCCGCCUCCUGCAACAACUCGUAAACGGAAGCCCACACAAGACAGCGACGAAUAUGACGAAGAUGAACAAAAUCUGCCCCCAACUCCACCUCCUAUCCAAUGUGGAGACGUUCUACCUUUUAAUUUUCUGCAUACGAUUUCAUUACGAUACGAUUUCCAAGAAUAUGUACAUUUAGACGAGAUGUCUAAGCCAAUGCCCAUAAUGAACCGAUCUCAAUCAUCUCGCGACAAUACUUUUUUGGGUGCUACACCUUCUCAAAAGGCUCUGCAAACAUUGAAGCAUUACUUCGGUCAUUCGUAUUUCCGCCCUAAGCAGUGGGACAUUGUGCGAAAUGCUCUGGAAGGAAAGGAUCAGCUCGUGCUGAUGUCUACUGGAUACGGCAAAAGUGUAUGUUAUCAACUGCCGGGCCUAAUGUCUUCGUUCCUGACGCUGGUAGUAUCACCACUUAUCUCUUUAAUGAACGAUCAAGUGAUGAGUCUUACGCUGAAUGGGGUCUCGGCGUCUGUUUUAUGUGGUACUACUUCACUGAAUCAAAGAGACGAUAUUAUGGACAAUAUCGAGAGCGGGUCAUUGAGGCUGAAUGGGGUCUCGGCGUCUGUUUUAUGUGGUACUACUUCACUGAAUCAAAGAGACGAUAUUAUGGACAACAUCGAGAGCGGAUCAUUGAGGUUCCUUUACCUCACCCCGGAGUAUGUUGAAAAUGCGACGAGCCUCUUGCAUAGAAUUAAAUCGAAAGUUCGACUGAUUGCAAUUGACGAAGCUCAUUGUGUCUCGCAAUGGGGUCAUGACUUCCGUGCUUCAUAUCGCCAUCUUGCGAAGAUCAGGAAUAUUCUGAGUGAUUGCCCUGUGAUGGCUCUGACAGCUACUGCCACUAAAGUGGUUAGAAAAGAUAUAAUUGAUAGUCUGGAACUGAUCAACCCGGUUGUCGUUUGUACUGGAUUUGACAGGAGAAAUCUAUACUUGUCGGUUAGUCAAAUGACUUCCAUGAAAGAAGAUCUCACUAAGCUUUUAGUUGCUGAAGACAAUGUGCUGGGACGACAUUUUGGUGGUGCUACCAUUAUUUACUGCCAGACUCGAGCUAUGGUAGAGUCGGUUCAUGAGUAUCUUAGAGGUCAGUUCGGUUUCGUAGUGAGGACUCUUUCACUCAUAUUCCUCGAUGCUAAUUAUGCUUAA